Molecule: messenger RNA, 2817 nt
Organism: Pseudozyma flocculosa PF-1
Lineage: Eukaryota; Fungi; Basidiomycota; Ustilaginomycetes; Ustilaginales; Ustilaginaceae
Exons: 1
Coding region: 1-2817 (938 amino acids)
Biological process (GO): lipid metabolic process
Source: RefSeq, a predicted model, not a curated record
AUGAGCGUCCCAGAAGCAGCAGACGAUCGCGGGACCACUGCUGCCGCCGCCAUCCCGGACCACGCCACAGCGCUCGAACAGGAGCGUGAUGCCGCAGCUCAGGCCCAGGAGGGCGAGCUCGAGAGCCUACAAGAAGCUGCACUCGCCAUACCCGAUUCCGACACCGCCGCCGCCGCAGCCAUCGCCACCGCAGCAACAGCAACAGUCCCAGCCCCAGCGGAUACCGACGAUGACUCUGCGCCCGCCGACCAAGCAGCUUCACCCUCUUCAUCAUCUCUUGCACCAGCGCAGGAGGGCAACGAAUCAUCGCCAGACCCCAUCACGACCGAAACACAAGGUCACCCGGGCUCUGUCAUGUUGGCGAACCCAGGGACAGUCGUCCAGGCACCUGCAUCGUCGAUGGACUGGUCGACGUUGCUUGGCUACUCUUCCCAGGGUCUUGGUGCAGCCAACAGCGCAUCGUCGACCGGCUUCGCCUUUGCGCGCGGCGCCACUGCCUUUGGGCUCAACCUCGCCAAGCGCAUCACCCAGGGCCUAGUGGCGCUUCCCGCCAUGGCAGUCGACGGCGCCUUGACCGGCACUGUUCCAGGGAGCAACGACGGGACGCCCUCGCUAGCCAAGGUCGCCCACAUGACCGUCGGAGGCUUCUUCGACGCCAUCAGCAUGGUCGCCCUCGGCGGCAUCGAUGUUACCAGUGCCAUCACCGGCGCCGGGCUGGGCGCGGCCGGGACGGGCGUCGAGGGGUUGCGGAGGUGGAUGGGCAGCGAGGUGCUCCGGAGCUUGUCCGAGUUUUCCAAGCUGGUCAAGCGCGAGUGGAACGCCGACGACGACGCUCUGCCGCCCGGUGGUAUCCCCGCCUAUUCAAUCAUUGGCAUCACUCAGGCCCUCACUGCCUGGGUUUGCAUCCAGCUCGUCACCCGCGACUAUCAGGAGAGGCGCAUGCUCAAGUCGAUGAUCGAGAUCGACCUCAACGAGAUGGAGGUGCAGCUCAAGGAGGCGCAGAAGGAAGAACUGGCGCGCAAGGAGGCUACCCAACCGACACCGUCAGUCGUCGGCGCCGUGACGGAUGGGGGCGCCGACAGCAGUAACAGCGAGCCUGCGCGUGAGCCGGAAAGCGACCGCGAUUCCGUGCGGAUCACGUCAAAGGAGAUGAUGUCGGGCCAGGAGGGCAACAUCAUCGGCGCAGAGAUCGGCUCGAAGCAGCAGGAAGGCACGUCGACCUUUGCUGUGCCGCACUCUUCCACGGCCCGGCCGCUCACCAACCUCGAGGCGCUGCGAGGUCUCCAGAGGUACUCGAAGCUGGUCCUUGGCGUGUACGGCGGGCUGGCGCUAGCUUGGCUCGGCACGCUUCCCGCUGAACAACAGGCUGCCUCCGGUGCGGUCGAAGCGAGGAAUCGCCCCGACGGUCCUACCACGAUCUUCUCCGCAGAAGAAGAGUUCCUGUCCCGAGACCAGGCCGACUUCCUUGAGGCGGCCGCGUCGAUGGACCUGCCUGAAGAGUCGGACGCAGAGGAGUCGGCAUGUGGCAGGAUGCCGGGCGCCAUGAUCAGUCCCAGCCCCACCCCCAGCAUAGCGACUCCGGCGUCGCGACCUGCACAGCUCGAAGUCUCGCCAUCACCAGCAAGCGGGCAGAGCUCCACGAGGCCGCAGGGCACUGCCUACAGCUAUCUCGAUAUCAUCUCGGGCCAGCACGACAACGACCUUUUCCAUCGCACCGCCAACCUCGAGAAGGGCGCGGCGCAGGAAGGCUCGUACGACGAGCAUGUGCCCCGUGCUGACCCGGGCGGAAAGGCGAGGCCGAGCAAGCCGCGGUUCUACGUGGUCACGGAUCACCCGCGCAAGGUCAUCAUCCUCGUCCUGCGAGGGAGCCUGUCGAUGGGCGACUUUGCGGCGGAUCUGACUUGCGAAUCGGUGCCCUUCACCUUCCAUCCGAGCGUCGGAGACGUGGCCGAAUCCACGAAUGAGACGGGCGCCCCGGCCGGGCACGGCCACAGCGAGGACUUCUGCCACGAAGGCAUGCUGAUCACGGCCAAGGAGAUCGGCGACGUGGGUCGACCCGUCAACCGAGCCGUCGCAUCGGCGCUGACCAGGAACGGUGGCUACUCGCUCGAGAUCGCCGGUCACUCGCUGGGAGCGGGUGUGGCCAGCAUCCUGGCCAUGAUGUGGGGCAAUCCCACAACGGGCCUGACGAUUGCCGAGAGCGGGCUGCCCGCUGGCCGCCGGAUUCACAGCUACUGCUACGCGGUGCCGUGCGUUGCGAGCGAGUCGUUGGCGAGGAAGUGCGCCGCCCUGGUGACGAGCCACGUCUACUCGUACGACUUUGUCACCCGGCUCUCGCUCGGCGCCAUCCAGGACAUCCGCAACGGCUGCGCCUGGCUCUGCUACGAGGACGCCGAGGCGUCCAGGCAGCAGGUCGACCGUCCGCAGGGCAAGGGCGCCGGGCCCAAGAAGAUGAGCUCGCUGAUGCGCAAGGCGUUCGAGCACCAGGCGGGCCGUCUUGACUCGAGCGAGACUGGCGAAAAGGCCGAGGUCGAGGCCGACUUUCUCUCGCUGCGCAAGACGCUCGAGGCCAACAUGCACGGCACCCACCUCUUCCCGCCGGGCAAGGUCCUCUACUCGCUGCCCAGCAGCGACCUCAACGGUCACGACGGCGCGGCGCUCUCGCCGCCCCGCAUCGAUCGCGACCGCCUCUUUUCGAUCGACGACAGGCCGGGAAGCCUCAAGAACGUCUUUGGACAGAUCAUCUUUUCGCGCACCAUGCUGAGCUGCCACAUGCCUUCCAAGUACGACCAGGCGCUCCACCGUCUGCCCCACUGA